AUGAGCACCAAAGGCAUCAAUGGCGAUGACACAAGGUUCUUGAUAUGGACUGGGAAGAUGAUUGACAUGGAGAGGUAUAACCAAGGAGGGGAGACCCUCUAUAUUCGGAUCAACAAAUCAAGCGGUGACAUGACAAAGACCAAAACCCUAGAAAUUGCACUGCCAGCUGUGACAAACAAACAAGGAAGUACAGACAUCCGGAAUAGACUGAUGCUAGGAGAUAUGAGCACUGCUAAUGAAGUUGCUGGUGAAAGUGUAGAAUUGCCAUUAUAUAGCUUCAGAGAAAUUUCCACUGCAACAAAUAAUUUUGCUGAUUCCACCAUACUUGGACAAGGAGGAUUUGGUACUGUUUACAAGGGGACAUUGGGAGAUAAGGAAAUCUCUAUGAAAAGGCUUUGCAAAGGUUCUGCCCAAGGGGCAGUAGAAUUCAAAAAUGAAGUAGCUCUGAUUGCCAGGUUGCAGCACAGAAACUUAGUUAAACUUCUAGGUCACUGCAUUCAUGCAAAUGAAAAACUAUUCAUUUCCGAAUACCUUCCUAACAAAAGUUUGGAUGUCUUCCUGUUCAGUGCUGCAAGAAAAUCACUGCUUGAUUGGCCCACAAGAUUCAUGAUAAUCAAAGGUGUAGCUAGAGGCCUUGUUUAUCUCCACCAAGAUUCAAGAUUGACAGUAAUUCAUAGAGAUCUCAAAGCAGGCAAUGUGUUGUUGGAUGCUGAAAUGAACCCCAAAAUAUCUGACUUUGGUGUAGCCAGGAGUUUCAGUGUCAACGAACAACAAUCAAGUACCAGUCGGGUCGUUGGAACAUUCUUUGGUGUCAUGCUUCUGGAGAUUGUGAGUGGCUCAAAGGUCAGCUCGACAGGCCCAGUCACAGGCUCAUCCAACCUUAUAGCUUACGCAUGGAGAUUAUGGAAGGAUGGAAACAUGCGGAACUUGGUUGAUCCAUCGAUUGUUGAGAGCUGUUCACUUGGCGAAAGUCUACGAUGUAUCCACAUCGGACUCCUGUUGGUGCAAGACAACCCAAAUGCUCGUCCACUAAUGCCAUGGGUGGUCUCGAGCCUCGAUAACGAAGGCAUAGAGCUCCCACAGCCUAGGGAGCCUGUAUACUUUGCAAGGAGGCAUUCUGAAACUGGUGGAGCAGGAGCAGGACAAAGCUACGUAAGUGAUUUGAGCCUCGGAACACUGGAGGGGCGCUAG
Messenger RNA from Miscanthus lutarioriparius, 1191 nucleotides. The record is from the annotation of a GenBank genome assembly. NCBI's taxonomy places the organism in Eukaryota, Viridiplantae, Streptophyta, Magnoliopsida, Poales, Poaceae.